UUUGGGGCAUUCUUCCAAGAGUUGCGAAUUUUGAAAGGAUCUGUGUGUUUGUGACGAGCAGACACCUUCAAGAUCAUGCUGCCUGCCUAUAUAAACAGUCAUAAAAUGCGGACCAUUUCAAUCAAAGGUGAAACUCGGUGAUUCAAUUCUGUCUAUAUUCUCUGUAUCAAAAGGUUUGAGAUAUUUUCAAAUGGCCCGUAAAGGAGCGAAAAAAUCAUUGCCCCCAUCAUGCUCACAGUCAUCAUUGUUGUCUGCCCAUAAGUGGCGCAAGUUUAGAGCAGGUACUGGAUGUCCAUCUACGUCUACAUCGAUGGUAUGGCGUCCCGAAAUGCCAACAACGUCUACGAUGGUAUGGCGGCCCAAAGUGCCAGCGUCAUGGGAGAUUAAGUACUGCCAAGAAGAGGGAUCAAUCCCUUGGAAACGGAUUGCGAAAACUCAAUCGUUAAUGAAAUCUUGGGUAUUGGAUGAUGAGUUUAAGAGAUGCUGGGAUUGGGACGCUUCAUCGGGUAAAGAAGCGUUAGAAAAAGCAAAGGCUUGGUACUGGCGUAAACUAAAUGGCUUUCCCUUCGAAUCUCUGACAAACGAAGAGUCUGCUGACAUGUAUAAUGAUACAGAUAUUGACUGGAAUCCAGAAAUAGAUCCGGAGAUAUCAUUGGCUUUAGACCGAGGAUAUAUGAAUGAUGCCAGUAUUAAUGAAGGAGGGAAUGAUUGGUUUGCUCACGAUUAUUUGCCCAACAAGGAUGAAAAGGUUAUUGAAGGAUGGGGCUCUGACUAGGAAGAUGAAUAGGAGAAUGAAUAUAAGAAGUAUGUUACAUUAUAAGAAUACUGUAUUGCAUGGUUGU
Molecule: messenger RNA, 842 nt
Organism: Papaver somniferum (opium poppy)
Lineage: Eukaryota; Viridiplantae; Streptophyta; Magnoliopsida; Ranunculales; Papaveraceae
Exons: 2
Coding region: 191-775 (194 amino acids)
Source: RefSeq, a predicted model, not a curated record